UCUAUGUUGGGCGAUGAGCAGAUGGACGAUGAAGCGGGUUGGCAAUGCGUGAUCGUGGUGCCCCAUCGAUGAACUGCUGCUGUGGUUGAGAUGUCCUUUCUGAGAGGCAAACUGGGUUGAGUGGAAGGGGGUAUGUAUGAGAACAGCUGCUGUGGUUGAGAUGAGAUGUCCUUGCUGAGAGGCAAACGCGGUUAAGUGGAAGGGGAUAAGAGAACAUACACUAUUGUUUCACUGUUUGGAAACGGAAGGGGAGGAGAGAGAGAAGAGGGGAGAGAUUUAAGUUAGUACUAGGAGCCUCUACUUGUACAUUCGCACAUCUGCGCGUAAGAUAGUAAGCUACUGUGAUGCGCAUGAUCGAUCUCAGCCGCGUGGUAGUGGAUGAUUGACCACAAAGCAGCGAGGCUGAUGAUUGACCACGAAGUAAGCUACUGUAUGCCCGUCGAUUUGGAGUCGCGCGGGCAGCGCUAGGCGAUUUGUUUGCACAUGCGUUGCGUGUGUGUGCGCGUGCCGUGCGCCUACGUCUUUGCACGGAACCGAUUCUUACGUCUUUGCGCGGGACGGAGCUUUUAGCACUCGAGUGCUACCUGGUGGUAGGUGUGCGCUAGCGUAGACUGGAAGAAGUGUGCAGUGGAGAAACUUGUCAAGGUCGGUUCGUACGCCGCUUUUGCUGUGGUGGUCCCCUACGGCGGCCUUGCGAAGGUGUUGUCGCGGUCGCUGACGGAAAUCUUCCCCGAGUGAAGGCUGGGAGAAACUGCGCUGUUCAGGAAAGUUGUUCUGAACGUGCCCGGUAAGACGGAAAGUGCACGCGGCGGGCGCGAUUUUGCUGGCUGGUAGGGUCGAUCUGUUGACGUCAACAUCGUGAGAGUCGCCGUUGUGCUGUUUGCUGCUGGCUGCUCGGUCUAUCUGCAGUCCUUUUUUGUCCUGCUUCUGUCUGUGGGUGCAAGUUGUACAAGUGCUCCUUUAGCAAUCUGCGAGCGAGCGCACUGUGCCAGCGGCAGGGCGGGCAAGAAAGAAACGCGCAAGGAGCGGCGGCAUCGGGAACGACGACUUCCAUUUAAAGAAGUUGGCAGAGCGAUCGAGUGAAUGAUUCUGUUGCGUGCGGUGCUGUGAGCUGCCGUUGCCCGUCGUCUCAUAUCUGAACCCGGUGUCGCGCACACCGGGCCGCGACGGAGCCGAGGAGGAAGGAGGGUGGUGUUCAGGAGAAGAGCUGGCUCGUUGGCGGAGGUGAAGCAGUGGCGUCACUUGUGAGAGUCUUUCCGCCGUCAGGAACGGACACUUCCAGCUCGCCUGGUGGGUUGUGGAAGGUGCGUGUCAGGAAGAAGAUGAUUGUGCAGCCUUUCGUGACCGAAGCACAGUAUCAGCGAUUCUGGUGCUGGCGGCGCUGGUGGGAGAACUGCGGUUUCGGCACGUGAGCGCCCUGUCCGUCGUGUAAGAAGAGGUAAGAAGAGGUAAGAAGAGGCAAGAAGAGGUAGGUAAGAAGAGGAGGUAAGAAGAGGAGGUAAGAAGAGGAGUUAUUGCCGGGGUAUCUGAAUUGUGGGGAUGGUGUCCUUGGGAUCGAAUGACCGCUUCUCUCGUUCGUCGGCCGUGCGUGGUCAUUGUUGCGCCGCUUGUUGCGCCUUGCGCUCACCGUGGUCCGCCGUCAGAGGGGGAGUGCAGUCUGGAUGCUGGUACGGGCGGGGUAAAUGGAAAGGUGAAUAGCUGUCGCUCCCUCUCGGAAACCGUCGGCGCUGUUUCUUAACACUGCCGUCGCGCUCUUCUUGAGACUGCGCUUUCUGUGGUGUGGUGCUGAGGGUGCAAUCGAAGGGGGGAGAUUCAUCUUGUGAACGAACGUGAGUGUGCAUUGGUGUGCUUCCGUCGAGGAAGAAAGAGAGCUUUCAUCGCCACAUGGCGGGCGACUGUCUGAGAAGCUGGCAUCUGUACUUCGGGUGUGUUGUCGUGCUUUGUGAAGGCAAAGGAGGAAGAGGAGUUAUGUAAUCCUUUACGGAUCGCGAGUAGCGAGUGAUGAUGAUGGUUGGCGUUUGAUUUUGAUUUCGAUUUCAUUUGUUGUCAAUUUUCAUUCCGAUUUCAUUUGUUGUCUUAGUGACAGAGUAGUAGAUGGGCUUUUCUCAACCCGAGUCUUUUUUGCGGUGUUUGGUGAAUUCCUUUUUUUAAGGAAGGAGUCCUAGGAGUCCUCAUUUUUCCUAUCGGAGGACUCCUUUGAGGUAUUAGGCUGUUAGUAAUCACAGCGCAGACGAUGACGUAGUUAGUGUGUUUUUUCGUCUACGAGAGAAGGCGGCACGAGUUUUUUUCUCCCAUUGAGUUUGUUGUUUUUACUGUUCUCACUCUCGACCUGUGUUUCUUUGUCUGCCUCAAACUAUCCCCGUUUAUCUCAGGGCGAUCUCUCUUCUGCGUGUACCCAUACUGACCCCGAUAUCAGCCGCUCUGACCGAACACGUGUACAUUCUAAUACGGAUAUACUGCAAAAAAAUGCUGCCAUUUCGCACGCUCUCUCUCAAUGUGCUUCCAGUAUAUAUGGUCGCGCUCUUCCUGAGCUGAGUUGGAGUAAUAGUAUCUAUCGUUUCUUUUCCCGGAUGUCCAUAGGCCGUGUCCAGAAUUGAGGAUUUCUGGCAACAUCAAGGAGAGAGAGUAUCUCGGCUGACGAGGGACGAGAAGGGAUUUGAGCGCUCAACCUGGGCGUAGAAAGAUUUCUGCGGUGGGUUGAGCAGGUCCUGCCCUUGAGGGCGGAUCUCAGGUAUUAUACCUAUCCUUCACGAGAACGUGUUCUCUCUCUGUUUGAUUUUGUUGCUACUUCUAUUAUCUUUCUCUAUCCUGUUUAGUGCAGUGUUUCGUAUCGUAUCGGGCAACGAUGGGGAAUUGUGUGUCGACCCAUCCAGAGAGCUACUUCCCUCGGGACAAGAAGAAGAAAGAAGCGGGUUUAACUCGCAUUUUGAAAGAGACGUGUCAUCAUUUUCAGCGUCAUCAUCGUCAGUCCUCUGUGGCGGGAUUCCGCGGUGCCAACGGGAGGGAAAACCAUGUCGCCUGCGCGAAGCGCAAGAAUUCGUGCUGCGAUAAGUUUCCCGUGGACACGUGGCUCGGCUUUGGGAGGGAUAUAUCGAAGUACGAUCUGGAGUAUGAAGUGGGGAGGGGACAUUUCGGGCACACAUGCGCAGCGACGGUCAAGAAGGGGGAGAGAAAGGGGGAGCGCGUGGCCGUCAAGGUGAUACCGAAAGCGAGACUGAAGACGAAGGAGGCCGUGGAAGAUGUGACGAGGGAGGUGAUGAUAAUGAAAGCCCUCGUGGGACACGACAACGUCAUAAGGUUCUACGAGGCGCUGGAAGACAGCACGAAUGUGUACAUUGUGAUGGAGUUGUGCUUGGGGGGGGAGCUUCUGGACAGAAUGUUGGCCCGCGGCGGUGUUUAUACCGAGCAGGCGGCCAAGCCCGUGAUUCGACAGAUGCUGAAAAUUUUGGCGUGGUUCCACGCCCAGGGAGUCGUUCAUAGGGACUUGAAGCCGGAGAACUUCCUGUUCGCCACCGCAGACGAAGAGGCCACGCUCAAGGUGAUCGACUUCGGCCUGUCGGAGUUCGUCCCUCCGGGUGCUCGACUGUCGGAUAUCGUCGGCAGCGCGUACUACGUGGCCCCGGAGGUCUUGAAGCAAUCGUACGGCGUAGAAGCCGAUUUGUGGAGCGUGGGCGUGAUCUGCUACACACUUCUGUGCGGCGGUCGUCCGUUCUUCGCGCGGUCCGAGUCGCAGGUCUUUGAGGCUGUUCUUGAGGCAGAUCCGCGUUUCGAGGAGGAACAGUGGGGGGCAGUCUCCCCCCUGUGCAUCGAUUUCAUCAAGAAGCUUCUGACGAAGGACUGUCGCGAGAGGAUCAGCGCUGUCCAGGCGCUCUGCCACCCGUGGAUGAUGACCAGUUCGGCUGCUGCCAAUGACAGCUCGUCCCUGUUUCACGCUCCUCCUCCUAAGGACGUGCCGCUGGACACGCGGCUGAUCUCGGCCGUGCAAGAUUUCUCCUGGAUGGAUCCCGCGGGAAGAGACGCGUUGCAAGCGGUGGCGGACACCUUGAAGGAAAAUGAGUUGACGUACCAGAGAAGUCAGUUUGAUCUCUUGGACUCUGACGCCGAUGGGUUCGUGAACGUUGAGGAUUUCAAGAGGGCGCUCUGCCGGACAAUGCGCCCAGGUACCGCGGGGGACAGCGCUGCGCUGACGGCGGGGAGGCGGAGCUGCCAGGUGUCCGCCGCCGGUUCGGACGGCGGCAGACCUCUGUCGUUGUCGACCGCGUUCCGCCGUCUUAUGGCAAUUGCCGAUGGCAUGAACGCGUCGGCAGUGGACAAGAUGAACUUCAAGACGUUCGUCGCGGCGUCGAUUAGUAUGGAACAGUUGGCGAAGGACGUGGGCUGGGAGAAGAGGAAGAAGGAAGCAUAUCGCGUGUUCACGUGCACGGCUAAGAGUACGGACGCUGCGUGGAAGCACAGUUUCCUGCCUGAGAUGAUACAGGAGCUAGCCACAGCUAACCACAGGUCGCCGUAUGACGGCUGCCAUCGUGGCGUGACGGAAGAGGGAUUCGAGCUGAUCUUGCUUAACCCGAAGGCUUUCGGGUCGGGCCAACCUUCAGCGGAAGAAACGUCGGACCAGAUGAUUCAGCAGUCUCGCGCCGCCAUGUACUCUCACCGUUGCUGUGUCGCAGAAGCAGAACUCACGGUACCAGCGUCUUCCCCCGCAGACUCAUCGCCGCCCUCACGCGCCUCUACGUCGGGAUCGGCUUCAUCAGCGGCUUAAAGAGCGGGAAUCGCUGCGGCGGCAGACUGCUAGGUCGCAGAGUGGAGUCGUCGCUUGCCAGCUUUACCAGACUCAAUGUCAAGAAGAUGACGGACGCCAAGGCGGAUUUCCAGAUUGGACCCGGGGUUGGUGGGGGGAAUUGGUUAAGGGUGUGACUUCAGUCCGUCCGGGGAGGGAUGAACUGAACGAUGGUAUCGCACACCCAAUGUAGGGGAUGCGCAAAUCUUCGUCUGAGUCAGGCCGAGCCUCGAUCGAACUCUUGAUUAAAGUCAAUCGGCGCAACUGAGUUCCAAGGGCGCAACUGAGUUUCAGGAGAACGGGAGAGAUCAAUUAUGGUGUGUGAGGAGGGAUGGAAGAUCGUAUGAAGAUCGUAUGAAUUGUUGUAGGGACUCGCAAAUCUUGGAGUUGUUCGUGCCAAGUGUUCAGGACUCUGUGGAGUACGGUGGCGAUCGUGUACGGUUGUGUUGGGGAUGCGGAAGUCGUUGGAGUCGUGCAAGAUUCUUCGGACUCUUGAGAAAGGUGUAUUGCUGGGAACUGAGGUUCAUGGGAGGACGGGGAGUGAAGUUGGUACUGCAGUUGGUGCGAUGAAGAACGUAUGAUGCAUGUGUAUGUUUGGGGCGGGGGGGGGGGGAGAGGAGAAGGGAAGAAGGGAGUAGGCGUUUUAGGGGGAGACGGCGGGGGCCGAAGGGGAAAGGGGGUGGGCGGGGAGCGCCUGAGAGGAAGGAUACAGUUGGGUGCAUUGUAUAUUACAGAGUGUGUUCUGUUUGCUUCCUAUGCGUGCUGGGUACGGUCGAUGUGUUGUCGGAUUGUUUUAGACAGUAGAUGUAGAACGACCGGCUUGGGAGGCCGGCGAGUGUGGGCAUGUUGGUUUUCGUCAUUCGCACAUGCCAAUGCUGUAGAAGUCGGUUCUUUAAUCAUUGGGAUUGGUGUGUGGGUCUUGUGUUUUUCGAGUAUUCACGUCACAGGUACUUUGGGAGGGUGUAAAAUCUGGCGUACCUCGUCGUCUUGCUUUCGGCGCUCCCGGCCGAUUGUGGGCGGAAAAACGUGGUGUGUAGCUCUUGGUCUUUUGUUUUUCUAGCAUUCCCGUCCCACGGACUAUGGGUGGAAGAAGUGUAACAGUAUUUGUUUUUUUUUUUAGCAGUGAGCCAUGUGCUAUUUUUUUUUUUUUUCAUGAAAUGUAGGUGGUGUAUGCGUUCUGGACUGGUAGCGGCUGGAGUGAAGUGCUUGGGAAUCACCUCCUCUCGACUGGGCGUCGUUCUCGCCGUCGUGUCGUCGCAUAAGUGCGAAGAGCGUUGUCCAGUCGAGCCCGCGAGAAUUUGUCGUCAUCGUUGCUCUAGUAUAAGCGCGAAGAGCGCUGUCCUUUCAUCGGUCAUAUGAUCAACAACGAUAGAGUCAUUGGCAGUUAGUUCUUACUCCUGCUAAUUCGCGGUUUCAUUGGCGGGGCUUUGGGUCUUGGGGGGGGGGCGCCAUAUUCGCGUGCGUGCGAAGUGCGCCCACACGAGUAGAUCUGCAGAACGAGUGUAUGGACACACCAUUUCUUUGAUCAAUUCUUUGUAGCGGGCGGCGACAACGGGGAUGAGCAGGCAGGUGGGCAUCAGGAGGGAGAUUUGGUUCUCGGUGUGUGGCAUCCCAACGAGUUCGUCUCUUUGGAGAGCCAUUUCGCACUCCUGAUUUCCUAUCAGUUUCUUGCUGUCUUCUAAUCAAAAGUGUGUGUGUGUGUGUGUGUGUGUGUGUGGAGAGAAAGGAGUAGACCUUUUUCCUCGGUACUUGAGAACAGCCGUCUGCACUUCGCUGGAAGUGAUGGGAUGUCUGUUUCUUACACUGUCAUCUAUUCAAUUGUGUGUGUGUGUGUGCGUGUGUGUGUGUGGGAGAGAGAGAGAGGGAGAGAGAUGGGGAGAUGAGGGGAGGAGUAGGUGUUCUUUCGGUAGUAGGGGACAGUCGUCACUUAGUCGGAAGUGGCGUAUGAGGAGAAGACGACCAUGGCGGUAAUGGAUUGGUUCUUGAAAGUCCUUUCCGCUGACAUGAUGUCGUGUUUGUAAAUAUCAUAUUCGUUCUAUAUUUGGCAAUAAGACCAAUCUCCCCUGCUGUCGAGUCCCCUAUAUGUGUGAGAGGGGGAACUGGCGGGUGGUGAGGUGUGUCCGCAAGCGACUUGUCUCGCCUGUGUGAGUCGGUGAGCGUCUGCUUUUCGUUGCUCAGCUGCUUUCCUCCGUGUGCGUUGCUCAGCUGCUUUCCUCCGUGUGCGUUCGAGCGAGAGGGGCAAUGAGAGAACUUUUUCCUCCGUGUGCGUUUCUGAUGGAAGCGAACUGGCCAAUAGAAGAGGAGCUUGGCGACUUGAUUUUUUGAAUGUGUGCUUCAUCUCCGUGGGUGAUGAAAAAUAGGUUCUCGACUGGGUGUUCUGUGCCUUGGAGCGACAGGGGGGGAGUGAGAGAGACGCUUGCCUACGAGGGAGAGGGGGAGGUCAGAGAGAGAAUCCUUGCCUUGUCGGCGUGUCUGAUGAAAAAGAGCUUCGUGAGUUGUGUUCUAUGCAUGCGAGUGACAGAGGGAACCUUGCCAGAGAGGGAGAGGGGGAGUGUGAGAGAGAGAACCUUGCCUUUGAGCGAGAGGGGCGGAAUGUGAGAGAACCACUUUCUCUGUGCGUGUAUGCGAUAGAAGGGGAAGAGGAGACGGAGCUUAGCGAGUUGAUUUGAAAAAGGUUUAUCUGCUUGUGGACGAUGAAUGCGAUGCGGGAAGGGGAGUAGCCUCCCGAGGAGUUUGCGUACAUUUUUUUUUUCCUUAAUUUUUUGGUGCUGAGGAAAUUGGAAUUCG
Molecule: messenger RNA, 7564 nt
Organism: Chara braunii
Lineage: Eukaryota; Viridiplantae; Streptophyta; Charophyceae; Charales; Characeae
Source: the annotation of a GenBank genome assembly